GUCGGUUAUUCGUGGCUAGUUUUAGAACCUUUAACGUUGCCAACCUAAACGUUAGUUACGCUUGUGUUUAUUGUGUAGUCGAAUUUUGUUGAAAAUUUUAGUCUUUUUUCAUAAGACUGUGUAAAAAUAUAUUAAAAGUAAGAGCCGGAGAAUUCGAGAAGUGGAAAAAUUGGAAAAUACAGUUUGAAAUGAAAAUAUUUGAAAGUGAAAAUGCAUAGUGAAAACGAUACAAAACCAACUUUAAAUACCAUUUUGUAAAGAAAUGAGAUAUAGGUAUAUAAAAUUCUAGUGCUCUUAUAUAAAAAUUGACCACUUUCAAGACUCAAGAAGUCUUGAAAGAAAGUAAUGUAGGUGAUUAAUUUAUGUAUUAUGUUGUCCAUAUGAAUAAAAAGACGAAUAUCAAAUGGAAAAUUCAUAUUCGCUCAUACAUUUUAAAUGCAGGAUCAUCAAAGUUAAUUACAAUUAAUCGAUAAACUCGGUGCACUCAUAAAUCAUAAUGAAAGUGUGACAAUUGCAAGUGUUUAUACUUACAGGGCUGCAUCUAUAAUAUGUAUACGUACAUAUAUCAAUGUAUAUAUAUACAAAAUUAAAUUAAAAAAAGAGCUUUGUUUAUUGAAUACAAAAUAACUAAUAAAAUAGCGAAAGCUUAAUUGCCAAGGAGAAGUUAAUGAAGCAUAAUGUGUUAUAUUAUAACGACUGAGUAAAACAAAUUGCGACAAUUUAUUCAUACAUCUACGGGUGCUUCCCGCUCAAGUAUAAUGAAUCGUUAUAUUACACUCUCACAAUUGGGUGAUGGCACAUACGGCACAGUGGUGUUAGCUCAACGCAAGGACACUGGCGAAAAGGUGGCUAUCAAACGUAUGAAACGAAAAUAUUACUCCUGGGAGGAGGCGAUGAAUUUGCGUGAAGUCAAGUCACUCAAGAAACUCUCUCAUCCCAAUAUUGUUAAACUGAAGGAAGUCAUACGUGAGAAUGACACGCUUUAUUUUGUUUUUGAAUACAUGAAAGAGAAUUUAUAUCAAAUGAUUAAGGACCGUGACACACAUUUGCCAGAACCGACGCUCAAAAGUAUACUGUUUCAGGUACUUACCGGUUUGGCGUUUAUGCACCGCCACGGAUUUUUCCAUCGUGACUUAAAGCCGGAGAAUUUACUUUGCUCAGGACCGGAGCUUAUAAAAAUUGCAGAUUUCGGCUUAGCACGCGAGGUACGUUCACGGCCGCCAUUUACGGACUAUGUGUCGACAAGAUGGUAUCGAGCGCCAGAGGUGCUGCUGCAUUCCACAAACUAUGGCAGUUCCAUAGAUUUAUGGGCAAUGGGUUGCAUCAUGGCGGAGCUCUACACAUUUCGGCCACUCUUUCCAGGCAGCAGUGAAGUGGAUCAGCUGUUUAAGAUUUGUUCUGUUUUAGGAACGCCAGAGAAGGGAGAAUGGCCCGAAGGCUAUAGACUCGCUGCUACCAUACACUUUCGUUACCCGGAAUGCAUCAAGGUGCCGCUCAAUACGAUUGUGACACGUUGCAGUCAGGCGGGCUUGGAUUUGUUGGAGGACAUGCUGCACUAUGAUCCAGAUAAGCGACCCACGGCACAGCAGAGCCUUAAAUAUGCCUACUUUCAUGCGCUGAAGCGUAUCUCACCCACGGCGGCGGCGAAUGCUAAUGUCAAACUUACGGCCAAAUAUGCGGCAGCGGUUGCUGCCACCAAUACGAGUACUACAAAAAACACGAAUAUGAAUACGCAUGUCAAUGGCAGAAAUGUGGGGCAAUUGCCGAAUUUAUCGAAUAAUGUGCUUCCGGUGCAGGAGAAAUUACAAGCGGUUACCGAGCUACUGCAGCAAAGUAAUCGACAGCAUAACAAUAGCAAUACCAUUAAUGCCAAUAAUACCGUAAAUACGUCGUUGAGCAAUAACAACAACAAUCGCGGGUACAACAACAUAUAUGCUAGACGUGCGAUAAUUCCACUGGCACAAAACCCCAAUCAAGUGCAAGCGCCCAAAAUCAGUUUCUUGUCAAUAAAUGGUGGUGAUACGACACGCUCCACAAUGCCGCUACAAAUGUCAGUUGUUAAUGCGCAACAAAAUUCGCACACAAACAACGGCAUGGCGCCAAAUGCCAUCAACAACGCUGCAAAUCGACAAUUUCGUGAACAACUUGAAGAUAAUCUCUCAAUAAAGAGCGGUUCCAUACGCUACAAUACUAUACUAGCCCCCGCUAGUCACAUAUAUCUGAACGGUGGUGGUGAGUCUGCGCUCCACAAGCGUUCACAGGAAAAUCUCGCAUUCACCGAGUCCAUUAACGAUAUCUACUUGAAUCGCAACAUUGGUCAGCGACAACCACCACAACCGCCAAAUGUUUCUUUCAAUAGCAGCACUAACCCUGUAGGAAAUAUUAAAGCCGGUGUCAUCUAUUUGGCGAAUGGCCAUAGAAAUUAUGCACUCUUUGAGACCGCCACGAAGAACGCUAAGAAUUCGGCGAAAAUUAAUGGCUAUUACCUGCAGACGCGUCCAAGCUUAUUGAAUCUCGAUGCAAUAGGUAAGGAUGCGAAGGUCUAUAAUAUGUUCUCCAAAGUGGUACCCAAACAAGCACCUGCAAGCAAUCAAAUUAUGCGUAAUGCAUUCGAACCGAAUGGAGACAGCAAUGAUUACACAACAAAUAAUGAGCAAAUCGUCGAGAAACCACUUUACGACCAUCUCGGUGGCGACAAAAAGUCAAUGCCGAACGGUCGAAAUACGGAGCUCAGCAAAGACGAUGAACUCGAUCUUAUAUUGGGUUCCAAAAUCAAAACAUCAGCCAAACGUCAACGUCAACGCAAUGGAAAAGCAAAUAUUUUGCUUGAAGAUCUCUUCGGGCACCUAUCGCUCGAUUCGGAUAGCGAAACAACAAAGUAUCCAAAUACAGUUCCAUUAACGACGCAACAACAACAAACAUUAGCGGAACGUAACUCCAAUUUGCCAAAUGGUUAUUCCAAUGAGACUUCAUUGACGGAGAAGAGUAAGAUGCACAUACCCAGUAGUAUUGAAGUAAACAACGGUAGCUAUGCUGACUCGCUGUCGACAAAUGCAGUUGAUCCACAGUCCGUUGAGCUGACAAAAGCUAAAAUGCAACCUUGGGAUGGUACGAAUAAAACCGAAGAUGAGAAAUUGACGGCGUGGAUGGUUGCCGAAAAUGGCUCUUUGCUUGAGAAGAAAAUUCUAAAUGGACUUAGCGAUAAAAAUAGUUCCGAAUGGAAUACAGCGUACCUUAAUUAUUAGGCAUAAACAACUUACUUUUUAUGUAAUAAUAUAUGUAUAAUCUUAAAAAGUGGAAGGAAGCAAACAACGCAGUGGGUACAAAGUGGUGAAAUUUGUAUGAACUGAAUUGUCAUACAAAAGUUUGUGCUGUGAUAAACUAAAUGAACAUUCUAAAAUUCAAUUAACAAAAUAAUACUUCAUAAAUUGCAUUACCACAUAACACAAAGGCACAUAAAUAAGUAUUUUUUAUAAAUACAUAAUCAACAACAAAUGUGUGUGAGACACUAUUUAAAUAUAAAAUAAAUUGUACAAUACUAAAUAAACUAAAUACUAGCUUUACAUUUGUAUUAACUUACACAAAAAUCGCGUAAUUCAUAAAAAAACAACUGUUAAUGCAAAUGAAUUACUGUACGCAAAAAACAAUUACAAUAAUUAUAUAUAUGAAUGUAUUUGUAAAUGUGUACUUAAUUUUAUUUUAAAAACUGUAAAAUAAUAAAAAAAUACAUCAAAACUGUACAACAA
Messenger RNA from Bactrocera oleae (olive fruit fly), 3746 nucleotides. RefSeq names its product probable serine/threonine-protein kinase DDB_G0268078. The record is from RefSeq and is a predicted model, not a curated record. Gene Ontology annotation, cellular component: nucleus; cytoplasm; cilium. Gene Ontology annotation, molecular function: ATP binding; protein serine/threonine kinase activity. Gene Ontology annotation, biological process: protein phosphorylation; intracellular signal transduction; cilium assembly. Lineage: Eukaryota; Metazoa; Arthropoda; Insecta; Diptera; Tephritidae.